AGAGCUUGUAGAGCUGCUUUCUCGCCGGGCGCCGUUCCAAGCCUCACGUACUCGUCGCACGCGCAUGUUGUGGCCGUCCGUCUUUGCAGCCCUCACAGGCUUGGCGCAUGGCCGCAGUACUUGGGGCGUCAUCGAUUCGAGGAGAGCCAGGGCAGCAAGAAGCCUGCGCCAUGGAGGAUCCAAGGCUCCCUUCUGCUUUGCCCUCAAUUCAGGACUUGAAAGGGGAAAGAGCGCAUGAGACGCCAUCUGGAGAGCCCACAUUUGUGAAAGAAACGGAGGAAUCGAGGUCAUGCCCAGCUCCACAAGCUGAUCCACCGCCCACGCGAACUGCGGAGCAAAAUGUAGUUGUGCAGAAGAUUUCUGGGGAUGUAGCGUGCCAGUAUUCCAGUGUCGUUGACUGUCCAUCACAAGACCUGGGCCAGAGCGUUGAUUAUUACAACUCUCCUGGUCACUCCUCAACUGAUGGCUCGACUGACAAGAACAAACUCAAUGAGGGCAACAGCAGUGAUGGAGGAGACAAUGCGGGGCGCGUUGCCCGGGCAUCAGAGAAUGUCCAGAAUGCGCGAUGUCCGGUGGCAGUGGCUGCUACAUCGUCAGCCUGCUCUGCUCCUGUAAACCUGUCCGGACCAAUAGUCAGUGGCGCAGCUGCAGUAUCGCAAGUGAAUAGUGUACAAACAAUAGCAUGUCCAGAUGGAACUGCUGUUACAUAUAGUGGUAUCGCAUCCAGCUUAGUGCCUCCUGGCCUGGUCAUCCCACAGUUAUUUUCAUCAUUUUCGGCGUCGGCAGCAGUAGCAACAACCAGUCAGAUUGCGGCUGGCGUGCAGUAUACAUGCAUGCCAGUUUCCACGUCAACAGUUUCUGCACACCCAUUAUUCACUGACAAAAUGCUGCAUCCGUCCAGUGUGUCUCUCGAAUCGAGUCCAGGUAUGGGCUCAGAUGAUGAUGACGAUGAGGACAGCAGUAGUGGUGAUGAUGCGGACAAUGAAAUGAGUGAAACAGAAGAGAUGGACACGUCGAGUCUUUCUGACCUGAAUGCGCUGUCUGCGUCUCAGGCGGAAGCUGACGGCAUGUCCGGCAUCUCGCAGCUAAUACAGGCGGCACAAGCUGACUUGACGCCAGGCAUUGAAAUGCUGGCAGCUGCGGCGCAGAAUGCUACUCCGGCUGGUUUCCCUUGCCCACAUUGCAACAAAACUUACCCGAUGGCAUCUGGUCUCCGUCGCCACGUCAAGCGAUCACACAGCAGCACAAGUAACAGCAGCAACGGCAAUCCGUUUGCAUCGUCCAGCCAGCAGAGCGAGAAGCGGCCUGGGAAGUGUUCGUUUUGCCAAGCAGACCUGCCGUACCCAGCAACGCAGGCUGUGCGCAGGCGUCACAUGCGCGGCGAAUGUACAAUGAAUCCGUAUUCGUGCCCGAGCUGCUCCAAAGUGUUUGUAUCACCUGGUGGACUGCAGCGACACUCUCUCAUGCACAACGGCAAGCGACCAUUCCAGUGUACUAUCUGCAGUAAGGAGUUCACGCAAGCAUCUCACCUGAAGGUGCACAUGAACGGGCACACGGGUGAAAAGCCGUACCAGUGCGAUUUUGAAGACUGUGGCAAGACAUACUCUGACCCGUCAUCGCUGCGUUCACACAAGCUUGCCCACGCUGGCAUCAAGGCGAAGAAGAAGCGUAACCCAGAUGCUCCCUACUUGGCUAAUCCAAAGUGUGCAUACUGUGACCAGCGCUUUGCUUCUCGCGCGGCUCGUGACCAGCAUGCGCGUGAGUGCGCGCGUAACCCGUAUAGGUGCAUGAUCUGUCAAAAGGCCUGCCUUGGGAUGGUCAAGCUGGAACGCCACAUCCGAUCUCACUCACGGUCACGGGUGUCGAGUCUGAAGGCGCAGGAGAUGGCGAAGAACAAGAAGACGCAAUCGCCAGAUCCCAAGUGUGCAUACUGUACUGAACGAUUUCCAACACGAGUUGUCCGUGACCGCCAUUCACGCAUGUGCUCCAAUAAUCCGUAUCGCUGCAAGCUGUGCUACAAAGCGUUCCUGGGCUCCGCAAAGCUGUUGCGCCAUGCGCGAUCGCAUGCUGAAGGUACCUCUACACCGUCGGCUGCAGCCACGGCAGCAAUCGCGCAUGCCACUGCGCUUGCAGAGGCCAAUCCUGAAGAAGCUACUAGAUGUGACAAGGCUGAGCAGACAGCUGAUCCACCGUGCGUCAGCGAUACGACGAUGACAGGGAUUGAUGCUCAAGUUUCAAGUAGUUCAUGUGCAGCUACACCAUCGCUUGUUGGCUCUGUUAGCUCUACCCCACUUGCCAGUAGUCCACUAUCUGUGUUGGCACCUGCAAGCAGUGCGAACUUGAACAGUCUCUUGAUGACGCCAAGCAAUCAUAAUAUGAUUGCAAUUCCGACACCAAUAGGCUACUCACUUGUUCCCAAUCCGUUCUCAUCCCUCGGAAACACACCACUGAUGACCCCGUCUGCGCAGGAGGAGGCCUUGUCCGCUCAGUCCGGCGUUUUCAACCAGCAGUCUGGCCAGACUGCAGUGCAGAGCGUGGUGAGUACAGCCAGUGUACUGGGCGGCCAGGAUCUUGCGUCCACUAACAGCACUCUUUCAGCUGCAGCCGCCGAGGCAUGCGAAGCUGCUAGUACUGCGAGCUCAGCUGACUCGGUAACACCUACUAUUGUUGUAAGAGAAGAUUGUCUAACGGGCAGUCCGCCAGAUGCCGCAUUACUCGCCUGUGCUGGCACACAGCAGCAGCAACAGGGCGAGAGUGGAUCUACUCCGGCCGGGACACAGCCUGAAACCUCUAUUGAUCUCUCCGACAAGCCAACCUCAUCUCUGAUGUCACGCGAAACCGAGCCUGUAGCCAUGGACACCACCCAACAAGAGACCAACACCGAGCCCUCUGAUAACCCUAUGUGUGCUUCUGUAGCGUCAGCCAGCACUGCUGUUACGAGCACUACUGUUGCAGUGGCAGCUGCACAUGCUGCAUCUGAUUCCAAUCCCCCAGUGCAAAACCAGCAGUCAUUUCUCUCCUCCCUGCAAGCACCAUUCCCGUAUCCAUUUGAGAUGCCGACUGUUCCUGGUGUUUCUCUCACCGGUGGCACAGGUACUGCUGCUCUUGAUCCCGUGCCCAGCCUCCUACAGAGUAUUCUGGCAGGCACUGAUAGCAUGGCUGGCACGUCCCAGGUUCCUCUGCAACAGCAAGCUUCCGUUGCUCAGCAGGUACAGGAAUUAUUGCAGAGCAGUGCCCAGGGUACUGUCGAACUGCAGCAACAGUUGCAGUCCAUCUUUCCACUGUCCAGUGCAGAAGCGGAAAAGCUCCUCGCGCCGCAGAAGCCCGCAAAUGAGUCUGCGGCUGCCGAAGUCCCUGUAGAUGCCACUAUUUCGAAAGCAGAAUUGAAUGAUGCUUCACCGCUGGCAGCUGAACUCGCGGGGGCAGACUCUGCCGUCCCCUCGUCGUAGAAACAACUUCAUUGUUUUGUUACCGUGUGUUGCAUGCAGUGGAGUCUCUCAGUGCUGUGAUACCCUCCAUUGAAAUUUUUCUCUUUUUUUCUUAUUCCUUACAUUUGUUGACCCAGCUGUGCUAGAGGAUUUGCUCAUCCAACAUAUUUCUCAUGCAACUCACGACCAUGUACGAAAACUGAAAAAUCAAACCCAUCAUCCAUCUAGCCCGGCUCUAAAUAGGUGCUCAUCUUGUUUGUGUUUAUGGGGUGAACCUUUAGUAAAUGAUUUGGUUUUCCGCUAUAGCCUUCGAUACGCCACUAGUGCUCUUCCCAUGUUUUUGCUGUUUUUUAUUUUAAAUAUUUCAUGAUAGUGGUUUUGUAAGCUGGGCUUCAAAAAACUCACCCCUUUCUUUCAUGUUUCAACCCCGACAGUCAGUCUCGUCUUAUCUCGUCUUGUCUGACAGAAUACUAUUGUGUUGAUCUAUUGUUUGUGUGUGCGUACCCCUCUCUUUCAUGUUUCAACCCCGACAGUCAGUCAACAUGACUGUAUUAACUCGCAGAA
Messenger RNA from Sycon ciliatum, 3992 nucleotides. RefSeq names its product zinc finger protein 628-like. NCBI's taxonomy places the organism in Eukaryota, Metazoa, Porifera, Calcarea, Leucosolenida, Sycettidae. Gene Ontology annotation, biological process: regulation of DNA-templated transcription. Gene Ontology annotation, molecular function: DNA-binding transcription factor activity, RNA polymerase II-specific; RNA polymerase II cis-regulatory region sequence-specific DNA binding. The record is from RefSeq and is a predicted model, not a curated record. The coding region runs from base 108 to 3449 and encodes 1113 amino acids. The transcript has 2 exons.